Paramecium primaurelia is the source of this 475-nucleotide messenger RNA. Lineage: Eukaryota; Ciliophora; Oligohymenophorea; Peniculida; Parameciidae. The record is from the annotation of a GenBank genome assembly.
AUGAUUAUUAAUAAAGAUUAGAUACAUUAUAAUCAGAAAUUUUUAAUAAAAUAAUUAAAUCUAAUAAUAUAAAAUUCUCCAAAUCCAAUUUAAAUUCCUAAAUAAAUGUUAAUAGAAGUGCACAAAAAGAUUAAAAGACUCAAUUUAAUAUUUGUAGAAAACUCUGAUUUAGAAUUUUAAAUAAAUUAUAUGUUACCUAAAUAUACUAUUUUAAGAAUGUAAGUUAUUUAUAAAAUCUUAGAAUAAAAGAGAGAAGUAAAUUUUGAAAUGUUAAAAUAAGUAUCAAAAAAGAAAUAGCUUAGAAUAAAGAUUCAAGAUGAAAUAAUUCAUUGAAUAAAUUAAAAACAAAACAAAAAAUGAUCCAAGUGAAUUCUUAACACACACAAUGUCACGAUUUGAUAGUUGUCUUGGAAAUAAAAAAAAAAUUACAGGAUAAGCUAUAGAAGACGUAUAUCCUGUUUUUUUUGAAAUAUGA